Messenger RNA from Myripristis murdjan (pinecone soldierfish), 1931 nucleotides. It is a transcript of the gene antxr1d, whose product is annotated as ANTXR cell adhesion molecule 1d. The record is from RefSeq and is a predicted model, not a curated record. Gene Ontology annotation, cellular component: cell surface; plasma membrane. Gene Ontology annotation, molecular function: transmembrane signaling receptor activity. The coding region runs from base 206 to 1912 and encodes 568 amino acids. The transcript has 18 exons. Lineage: Eukaryota; Metazoa; Chordata; Actinopteri; Holocentriformes; Holocentridae.
UUCCCCAGCUGAAAGAGAAGACUAGGAGAGCCCGGCUUCAACCGAAUAGGGCUCCAUUACACUGAAUGCACACACUUCAACAGGACAGAACACACAGAAACGGUGCGAUAUUCACACACGGACGGUUUACUAACAGCGGAUAGAGAGAAAAUGUGAAGAUUUUCAGUUGUCACAGUGUUGGAGUUAGUCAACAUAACCGGGAAAGAUGGCGAGGACACAGACUCGCAUGUUUCUCGCCUUGGCUUUGCUGGGAUUUUUCAUCCUCGAUGCCUCGGUGAAAGGAGAGCUGCAGGGAGAGCAACAGGAGGAGGAGGAGAGGUCCUGUCAGGGUGCCUUCGACCUCUAUUUUGUCCUGGACAAAUCUGGAAGUGUGAAGAACCACUGGAUAGAGAUUUACUCCUUUGUGGAGCAGCUGGCGGAGAAGUUCAUCAGCCCCAUGCUGCGGAUGUCCUUCAUAGUGUUCUCCACACGAGGAAACACCAUCAUGAAACUGACGGAGAACAGAGAGGCCAUUACUGGAGGCCUGAGAGCUCUGAGGAGAGUCAUCCCUGGAGGAGACACAUUUAUGAACUUAGGCUUGGAGAUGGCUAACAUUCAGAUUUAUCAAGAAAACCAUGGGACAGCCAGUGUUAUCAUUGCUUUGACUGAUGGAGAACUGAAUGAGUGGCAGUUUGACACAGCUCAGCGAGAGGCAGAGAGGGCCAGGUCUAUGGGAGCCAUUGUUUACUGUGUGGGGGUCAAAGAAUUCAACCAGACCCAGCUGGCUACUAUAGCAGACACCAUGGAGCAUGUGUUUCCUGUAUGGGGAGGCUUCCAGGCUCUCAGGGGAAUCAUCGAUUCGAUAAUCAAGAAGUCGUGCAUCGAGAUCCUGGCAGCAGAGCCGUCCAGUGUGUGUGCAGGAGAGAGUUUCCAAGUGGUGGUGAGAGGAAAUGGAUUUCGCCAUGCCAGAAACACUGACCAGGUCCUCUGCAGCUUCAAACUCAAUGAUUCGUACACUCUAGAUGAGAGGCCAGUUGGAAUAGAGGAUACGUUCCUGCUCUGUCCCGCCCCUGUCAUAGAGGAAGUGGGGAGAGUGAUCUACCUGCAGGUGAGCAUGAAUGAAGGCCUCUCCUACAUCACCAGCUCUGUUCACAUCACUACUACUGAAUGUUUUGAUGGCACCAUUGUGCUGAUCUCAUUGCUGGUGCUGUUCCUGCUGCUGGCUCUGCUGCUGAUGUGGUGGUUCUGGCCUCUCUGCUGCACCGUGGUUAUCAAGGAACCUCCACCACCUCCUCCUCCAGAGCCAGAGUCAGAUGAUGAAGAUGGGAUGCCCAAGAAGAGGUGGCCCACAGUGGAUGCUUCAUAUUAUGGAGGAAGAGGAGUGGGUGGCAUCAAACGCAUGGAGGUGCGCUGGGGAGAGAAGGGGUCCACUGAGGAAGGUGCUAAGCUGGACAAACCUAAAAAUGCAGUGGUGAAAAUGCCAGAGCAGGAAUUCGAGCCCUAUGAGCCCAAGCCUCGCAAACCACCCCGCCGCCCACCACAACAGAGGAGGUGGUACACACCCAUUAAGGGGAAGCUGGAUGCCCUGUGGGCUUUGUUCAGGAGAGGUUAUGACCAAGUGUCCCUGAUGCGGCCGCAGCCUGGAGACCAGGGUCGCUGUAUACGCUUCAACCGGGUGAAGGAGGAAGAGUCCAUCCCAGCUCACUCUCUUCCUCGCUCGCACCACACCCCCUCUCCUCCUCCCCCCUCUGAACAGCGACCUCUUGUCUCCUCCUCGGCCCCCAGCUCCAAACCGCCAUCCAGAGGCCCCCGUGCCACACCGCCCUCCCGCGCUCCCCCUCCGGUGGGUCGUUCACCCCCGGGACCGCCCCCUAACCGUGCACCCCCAGGGCCCCCGGGACCCCCUCCAUCUCGACCCCCACCCAGGCUGUGAUGAGAGAAAGAGAGCAUCC